CAUUUUCUUGUCUCCUUUCUGAUAUUAGGGGCACAGUGCCAAUGACUGGAGGAGGAAAUAUUACAGCAGUCACCCAUUUCAUCCUACUGGGAUUCUCAGAUUUUCCCAGAAUCAUUUCAGUGCUCUUCAUUAUAUUUCUGGUGAUCUACAUUACAACUCUGGCCUGUAACCUUUCCCUCACUUUUAUAAUAAGGAUGGAUUCCCACCUCCAUACACCCACGUAUUUUUUCCUCAGUAAUCUGUCCUUCGUAGAUGUCUGCUAUAUCAGCUCCACCAUCCCCAAGAUGCUCUCCAACUUCUUACAGGAACAGCAAAGUAUCACCUUUGUUGGUUGUAUUAUUCAGUACUUUAUCUUUUCAACGAUGGGGCUGAGUGAGUCUUGUCUCAUGACGGCCAUGGCUUAUGAUCAUUACGCUGCCAUUUGUACACCCCUGCUUUAUUCAUCCAUUUUGUCACCCACCCUCUGUGUUCGGAUGGUACUGGGAGCCUACAUGGCUGGCCUCACUGCUUCUUUAUCCCAAAUUGGUGCUUUGCUUCAACUCCACUUCUGUGGGUCGAAUGUCAUCAGACAUUUCUUCUGUGAUAUUCCCCAACUGUUAAUCUUGUCCUGUACAGACACUUUCUUUCUACAGGUUAUGACUGCUAUAUUAACCAUGUUCUUUGGGAUAGCAAGUGCCCUAGUUGUCAUGAUAUCUUAUGGCUAUAUUGGCAUCUCCAUCAUGAAGAUUACUUCAGCUAAAGGCAGGUCCAAGGCAUUCAACACCUGUGCUUCUCAUCUGACAGCUGUUUCCCUCUUCUAUACAUCAGGAAUCUUUGUCUAUUUGAAUUCCAGCUCUGGUGGUUCUUCCAGCUUUGACAGAUUUGCAUCAGUUUUCUACACUGUGAUCAUUCCCAUGUUAAAUCCCUUGAUUUACAGUUUGAGGAAUAAAGAAAUUAAGGAUGCCUUGAAGAGGUUGCAAAAGAGAAGGUGCUGCUGAGUUUAUGAAUUCUGAGAUUUCUGCCAGAUUUAGCCUGUCAGAAUCCCCUUAACCCACAAAAUGACCAUGAAUGGACUAUAACAGAAUUCAUACUUCCGGUUGCCUUUGGACAAAGAAGGCUUGAUUUGAUGCAGAAAAUAUGCCAAUAUGGAUGAACAGAUGACUUGAUGCCAUAGACAUCAGAAUCUUUAGGUCCUGGGGGUUCAUUAUUUUUACCCUACAUCAGGUCUAUCUAAAAGUAUUUAUGAAACAACAAGAUUUAGAAAUCUUUUAUUUCUUGUGGAUUCUCAGAUUGAAGAGGGCUCAAUGUUAGGACUUCAUCCCUAGAGAAAUGAGGCCUGGCAGAGACCCCCAGGAGUUCAGAAACAUCAUCUCCCAUAUAUGCUGAUACAGCAUAAUGAAGACAUGGUGUUAACCAUUAAUUAUUCUGUUUCUAGACAAGAGAGAAUAAACAGACACAGGGGUUCUGUCACUGGAAAGGGGAAAAAGCAAUAUAUUGGCCUGGUUGUGGCUUUAAGAAAGAGCAAUCUGAAAUAGGUGCAGUUUGCCUAAGACCUCUUUCAGCACUAAUCAUCUAAUAAGUUUUUGGCAGUUUCCUUGCCUACACCAGCUGUAGCAUAAAGAAGGAGGUGAUUUUAAUCCUGAAGUGGGAUAGAAACAAGGAUAUCGUUCCUCCAAUGACAUUUACUUAUGAGUUUGAUGACUUGAUUUCUUGUAUCUAGCAUCUAGUGGGAAUUUGUAAUGGUAGAUGGUAUUCAGAGUUCACAGCCAAUAGCAGUAUCUGAUAUUGUGAGACUCAAACUUUUCUUUUUCUCCCCCAUUACAUUUAGAAAAUGUUCUCUUGUUUGACUGGGUAGCUUAUUGAAUCCAGGAGAGGAAAGAAACAUGGGGCAAGGUAUCUCAGUCAAACUCAACCUAGACAAGCUAACCUACAGUCAUGUUUGGAGAAGUCAUACAUUUAAGCCUACUCUACAUCAGCCAGUCUCAGCUGAUCUCUAGUUGAUCUGAGGAUACAUGAGUGACAAUAAAAGAAUGU
Molecule: messenger RNA, 2013 nt
Organism: Callithrix jacchus (white-tufted-ear marmoset)
Lineage: Eukaryota; Metazoa; Chordata; Mammalia; Primates; Cebidae
Gene: OR5AN1
Product: olfactory receptor family 5 subfamily AN member 1
Biological process (GO): G protein-coupled receptor signaling pathway
Cellular component (GO): membrane
Molecular function (GO): G protein-coupled receptor activity; olfactory receptor activity
Source: RefSeq, a predicted model, not a curated record